Messenger RNA from Cicer arietinum (chickpea), 1331 nucleotides. RefSeq names its product N-(5'-phosphoribosyl)anthranilate isomerase 1, chloroplastic. Lineage: Eukaryota; Viridiplantae; Streptophyta; Magnoliopsida; Fabales; Fabaceae. Gene Ontology annotation, molecular function: phosphoribosylanthranilate isomerase activity. The record is from RefSeq and is a predicted model, not a curated record. Gene Ontology annotation, biological process: L-tryptophan biosynthetic process.
GUCCAUAAUCCCAAUAGACACCUGCCUACGUGGCAACUUUAGUCGGACACAAACGAAAAAGUAAAAAUAAAAAAAUAAAAAAAAUCAGAAAACUCUUCACGCACUCACUUCACCGUCGUUGUCAACAUCAUCACCACCGCGCACCUCUGUCGUCGGCGCCUUGCCUCUCCGUGGUAGAGUGAGAGAAUCGAUAUCGGAAGAUUGAGAGAGCUGUGACCGAGACAACGAGAGAAAGAUCGACGGAGCCCGGCGGCGAGAUCCACGACGAGAGAACGGUGGUGUGGGGUCGAAUUACCAUGUCUGCAUUUCAGUCUAUAGUCGCUCCCUCUCAUUCAGUGCCGCUGCACUUCCCUCUCCGUUGUGUCCAAACCGCAGGUUUCGGGGGAAAUAAGCUUCAACUUUCUAGCAUAAGGUUCAGUCCGAAGUAUGAAGUUUCCAGCAAACUUACCAAGUUGGGAAAUGAUUCAUGCUCAUCAAAGGAACUUGAAAAGAUUAAACCUUUGGUUAAGAUGUGCGGCAUUACAUCAGCUAAAGAUGCUGCAUUGGCGGCUGAAGCUGGUGCAAACUUUAUUGGAAUGAUCAUGUGGCCACACUCAAAACGUUCGGUUUCACUUUCUGUUGCUAAGGAGAUAUCAAAAGUUGCAAGAGAUUAUGGAGCAGAGCCUGUCGGAGUAUUUGUGGAUGAUGAUGCAGAAACAAUACUAAGGGCUUCUGAUGCAUCGAAUCUUGAAUUUGUGCAGCUUCAUGGAUCUGGUUCGCGGGCAGCUUUCCCAUCUUUAAUUCAGGAAAAUCGUGUAAUAUAUGUUCUCCAUGCAAAUGCGAAUGGGAGCCUUUUAAACACAAUUCCCGAUGAAGAGUGUUCUCUAGUUGAUUGGGUUCUGGUAGAUAGUGCAAAGGGUGGCAGUGGCGAAGCAUUCGAUUGGGCCCAGUUUAAAUUACCCAAAAUUCGAAGCAAAUAUGGUUGGCUAUUAGCAGGAGGGAUCAAUCCUGAUAAUCUCUGUGCUGCUCUGUCUACUCUCAAACCCGAAGGGGUGGAUGUCAGUAGUGGCAUAUGUGCACCGGAUGGCAUCCAGAAGGAUCAAUCAAGAAUAACUUCCUUCAUGGAUGUAGUACAUUCUGUUCAAUACUGAUGAGUUGCCUUAAAUUAUUAUGAACCUGAAGAAAGGUGAUUUUGUAAUUUUGAAAUAUCCCUUUUUGUUUAUUAAAUCCAUUUGUAUCCCAAAGUUCUCUCUUCCCGAAGGCUGCUUUUUAGGCGUGAGAAUUUUGUAAUGUUGUAUGAUAUAUACUUUAUUUACAAAUUUGAAUAAAAGAUGUUGAUGCUGGUAUAGUGA